GGGGAUGGGUAGGACAGGGACUCUGUAUACAUGGCCCUGGUUGCAGCCUCUGUGUUAAGGAAAAUAAAUGCAGGAGGGGCCCAAGCUAUGUUAAGAGCAGCGAAGCUUUUGCCCUCAGCUCCAGUUAGGAUCUGCCGAAGUAGAAAGUGGAAAUGCAUGUGAAUAAGGGUGGGAAAAGGGGUCCUGGUGGGAUGUCCCUUAUGUCUGUGUGGGUGCAGAGUUGGCAGGGGGGCAAGGGUGAAAAAAUGCAGGAGAGGCAGUAUGAAAUAUGGAUUUCAUCCCUUCCUGCAGGUGAGGAGGUAACAGAGGUUGCUGCAUUGUAACAAUCUGUCCCCAUGGUCAGCCUCCCCCAGCACCAGGCCUGGGGCCCUUCAGGCUUUGCAGCCAUGGGCAAAGGGUUUUACUGCUGGCAGAUUCACGGGAGGAGUGUUUGUCAGAUGUGUCAUCUCUAAAAGGAGCUGCAUUGCACGUAGCUGUGUGGGGUCUCUUCCAAGUAAAACCCUCUUCCCUGUAAGCAGGACAGCCUCCCUGAAAUGCCCCAAAUGGGUUUCUUGGCAAAAUCAGGGCUUUGAGUAAUCUGACUCAGCACUUCCACCAGAGCAUUCAGAUUUUGGAGGAAUACUUGGACUUCCAACAUGGCUGUAUUUCCGUAGACAUGGUCUGUCUAACACACGCAUGCUUUGGUCUUCUGGAAACAUUCAUCUGGAAAGUAAAAACCUCACUGACCUUCAGGAACCGCUCUCCUGCUACAAGAUAACACCCACAUUUUGCUCCAGAUCAUCCCAUGCUCCUGGGGGAGAAGAAAAGGCAAUGGCUGCUCCACAGUUCGUUCAGAUGCUGGUGACCUUUGAGGAGGUGGCUGUGUACUUUUCAGAGGUAGAGUGGACUCUACUGGACCCCGGUCAGAAAGCCCUCUACAGGGAUGUCAUGCAGGAGAACUAUGAGACUGUGACAUCACUAGGACUUCUGAUUUCCAAACCUGAUGUGGUGUCUCAGCUGGAGCAGGGGGAAGAUCCAUGGGUCUUGGAUCUCCAGGGCUCUGAGGAAAAGGAGCCCCUGAGCUGGACCCAUGCAGGCAGUGGGAUGAGUGAGAACGAUGAGGACAGCCCCCAGGAGGAGGGUCCUUGGCAGGUGGAACCACAGAAGAGGUCACUGAGAAGACCCAGAGAGAGUGACUGUGCACAAGGAGAGGCCUCUAGGAGUGACCUGGGCACAGAGAGGCAGAUGGAAACCCUCAUGAGCAAGGAACAGGGUAAAUCAACCACCCACCAGAAUGGAGCCUCCAGUGAUCUACACAUGACUAAGAUGCAGCAGAUGGCAGAGGGGCAGAACGCGUGUCCAGACUGUGGAAAAAUCUUCAGUUGCAACUCGCACCUUGUCAGACAUCAGAGAACCCACACAGGAGAGAAGCCCUACAAAUGCCCUGACUGUGGGAAAAGCUUCAGACAGAGCUCCCAUGUGAUGAUACAUCAGAGAAUCCACACAGGAGUGAGACCCUACAAGUGUGAUGAGUGUGGGAAAGGCUUCCAUUGCAGUACGCACCUUCUCCGGCACCAGAGACUACACACAACGGAGAAACGUCGCAAUUUCCCUGCCUGGGCUUCUGUGAACAGCUUAUUUCCUGCACCUAUGAGUAUCCAGCUCCCUGUCUGUGGAGUUGGAGGGCAGCUGCACGUGCCCCUGGGCUGCUCAGUGAAUCUCUGGCUCUGCCUCCUUUAGAAAACCCCAGGAAAGGCAGGAGACAUUGCAGUCCUCUCCACCUCGGCCUGGCUGCCAGACCGUUUCUACCUCUGCUGCUGGGAUGAGAAAGAAUGAACUUCUGUCUGGACUCAAAUACCUCUCCACUAACCAAGUCAUGUUCCUCCAUGGAGGAUGCUUGCACUAAACAUCCUUUUUCUAGCCAGCACGCUCUCUCUGCCGCAUCAGCUGUGAUGUGGGUUGUGACUCUCUCUUCUCUGAAGCCAUUGAUUUAUAGAACAGGUUUCCCCUAGACCCGUGUUGCUUGACUUCUUGGUCCUAUGGGCCACAGGAGUGGUGUACGGCAUGUCUGCAGGCUGGAUUGGGCCCUGGGGACCUGAUGCCAAGGUGAAAGAACUGGUUCCAAGAGAUUUCCUGUUUGCAGAUGAUGCAGCUUUGGUUGCUCACAGUGAAUCUUCCCUGCAAAAUCGUUUGGGCAGAUUUUCUGAAACAUGAAAGAGCUUCAGGAUAGCAAUUAAUCUCAAGAAGACUGUGGUCAUGUACCAAGGGGUGAAAGAACCAGUGCCUGACAUCAGGAUGAAUUUUUUGGUGCUGUUGACAGUUUUUGCUACUUGGGUUCUAUGAUCAGCAGGAAUCUUGACCUUCAGACUGAACUGACUGAUAGAAAUAGAAAAGAAGCUAAGAAUUUGGGGCUAUUACAGAAACGUGCAUGGAAGAACAGCAAACUAUCAGUGAAGGUGAAUAUAUGAAUCUACAAGACUUUUGUGCUGUCUUUCCUGCUUUAUGGUUCAGAAAUGUGGACUACAUAUGCUAGACUGAACAGCUUCCACAUGAGAUACCUGUGUAAGAUCCUGAAAAUAAAGUGGGAAGAUCAAAAUAUGAAACACAGAGGUACUGAAGUGCUCAGGACUAACACACUUAGAAACCACUGUCAAGAAGAGGAGAUUGCAAUGGACUGGCUGCGUCAGGAGAAUGGGAGAAGACCAUACCCCCAAAAUCUUUUGUAUAGCUAGAUUCAAGACAGCUCUAGAAAAUAGGGUGGCUCUAAGGCGGGGUACCAUGACUGAAGUCAUUUAACAUCCUGGGAUUGAAGUCAUUUAACAUCAAUGUAGAAAGCUGGGAAGAGCGCGUAGAAUCCUGUCUGAUCUGGAGGGGACAUCUAGCACCGGGUGCAGCUCAACAUGAAGUGGCUUUGAUCCAGAGGAUGGAAGCAAAAUGAGAAAGAAGAAAACAGCAUGCUGGAAACUUGGACUCUUAACUCAGACAACACACGGACCUGUGAAACUACGUCGCAGUGGACGUAGUCUUUCUGGACUUUAGGAAGGCCUUCGACACUGUCUCUCCUCCCAUUCUCAUUAAAAAAUUAGGCGACUGUGGUGUCGAUGCCUACACAGUCAGAUGGGUGACAAAUUGGCUAGAUGGUCGCACCCAGAAAGUGGUGGUGGACGGGUCAUUUUCGACCUGUAGGGAUGUGGGCAGUGGGGUCCCCCAGGGCUCGGUUCUUGGGCCUGCACUGUUCAAUAUCUUCAUCAGCGACUUGGACAAGGGGGUAAAAAGCACCCUGUUCAAAUUCGCAGAUGACACUAAGAUGUGGGAGGAAGUGGGCACGCUAGAAGGGAAGAAUAGGCUGCAAUUGAACCUAGACAGGUUAUGGGGUGGGCGGGUGAGAACAGGAUGGGUUUCAACACUGACAAUUGCAAGGUGUUGCACCUGGGGAGGAGGACCCAGCAACAUACCUACAGGCUGGGGAACUCCCUUCUCGUCAGUGCAGAGACAGAAAAGGAUCUUGGAGUCAUUAUUGAUUUCAAGAUGAACAUGGGCCACCAAUGUAAGGACGCGGUCAGGAAAGUUAACUGCACCUUGUCAUGCAUCCACAGAUGCAUCAUGAGCAGGUCCAAGGAGGUGAUCCUCCCCCUCUAUGCGACACUGGUCAGGCCGCAGUUGGAGUACUGCGUCCAGUUCUGGGCGCCGCACUUCAGGAGGGAUGUGGACAACAUGGAGAGGGUCCAGAGGAGGGCCACCCGCAUGAUCAGGGGACAGCAGGGCAGGCCCUAUGAGGAGAGGCUACGGGACCUGAACCUGUUCAGCCUCCACAAGAGAAGGCUGAGAGUGGAUCUGGUGGCCAUCUAUAAACUGGCCAAGGGAGACCAGCAGGCAAUGGGAGAGUCCCUGUUCCCCCGAGCACUACAGGGAGUAACAAGGAAUAACGGCCACAAGUUGACUGAGAGUAGAUUCAGGCUAGAUAUCAGGAGGCACUACUUCAUAGUCAGGGCAGCUAGGAUCUGGAACCAACUUCCAAGGGAAGUGGUGCUCGCUCCUACCCUGGGGGUCUUCAAAAGGAGGCUAGAUAGACACCUAGCCGGGGUCGUUUCACCCUAGCAUCCUUUCCUGCCCAUGGCAGGGGGUUGGACUUGAUGAUCUGCUCAGGUCCCUUCCGACCCUACCAACUAUGAAACUUGUAAGAAGCCAUGUUGCUCUUGAAUUGGCCUUUUAAGCCACAAAUGGAUUCAUCAGGCAUCUGACUUAGACCUCUUACAUGUACACCAUGAUCCAGAAAAUCCUGGAACAUCCACACAGCUUCGCUCCUGGGACAUCCAUUGGAAGGGGAAAGCAUGGCCGUUGCUCUGAUGCACCUUGCUAAUUUCCGGGGACGUUUCAUCUCCUUGCUCUGGCUGGUACCUCUCCAAGGAGCUUCCUAUCACUUAGUGUAGCACCUUCUAUUUCUGGGGUGAAUAAAACCUGCAAAAGUAGAAGCAGCCUGCAGUCUGGCUUGUGUGGUAGUUUUUAACCUGGGAGACAGCUUGCUAGCACAGGAGGAGCUCAGGCUGCCCUUUCCCUUCACAUAGUACUUGGGAAGUGUACCCAGCCCCAUUUUGCCUCCCCUUUGUUCUUCCAGUGCUCCACCCAGCAUCUCAAUCCCCCUCUCCCAUUUCCCCACCUCUCCUCAGUCUGCAUCCCCUUCCUUCCCAGCUUUGAGGCUAUAAUGCUUCUCCCUACCCUGCUCACUUACUGCUUUGGCUGAUAUGGUCUCUUUUUCCCCUCCUCCCUGUUUUCCUUUCACCCCUCUCUUUCCAGCUCCUUACAGGCCCAGCCUAAAUCUCUGCUCAUUUCCCACUACUUCUUCAUCUUCCCCUGCUUCACCUUUUGUUGUGCAGGCAGGAUGGGGAAGCCUAGAGGCCUGUGUGCAGUUCUGGCAAGGAGCUUUAAUAAAUAACCUAGCAGUCAUCCAGAUCUUCAGUAAAGGCACCUAGGCUUUGAGUUUUCCCUGCAGGUCACAUCAUUGCCCUGCACUUUGUGUGAGGCUACAUGUGGGAACUGGAAAUAGGGCAGAAAACAGGUGACCAGUCAGUCAGACUUUUUCCCCAAGGAAGGCAUAUGUGCACAUGAACACUAAGGUUUUUCAAAGGAUGGAACUAAUCUCUAAACCCCCAAAUGGCUUAGGUCCUUGAAGCUACUUCUCCCUGGGUGACAUGGGAACUGAGAUGUUUGAACUAAUGCUAGAAAGGAGAUGCUCCCAGCAGGGCAUGUUGGUUUGGCUGGAGGAGAGAGGAGGGGUCCAGGUUAUCUUGAAGCUACUUCUCCCUGGGUGACACAGGAACUGAGAUGUUUGAUUUUUUUUUUGUAAUUUGUAUCCAAGACCAAAUUAACCAAUAUGAAUUCCAAAUCCUAGAGCUCAGAGCCAUAAGUAGCCCUACUACCAGUAAACAUCCACAACCCACACUUGGGGCUUCAGAUGUUUCCAAAACCUUUGGUGGGCAUCCUACUUGCAUGCCCAAGCCCGGACACUUGAGGUUUGGAUGCCCCUGAGUUUUGCUUGCUCUUAGCCAUAAGGCCCUUGGAGCAAGCAAGGGAGGAGACUCCCUGUUUGAACUAAUGCUAGCAAAGAGAUGCUCCCAGCAGGGCAUGGUGGUUUGGGUGGAGGGGAGAGGAGGUACCUGCCUCUGUCCUUUGCUCCUCCACUUCCUCCCCUCCAGCCCUACAGGUGCAGAGUCUCUGACCUGCAGGUUUUGUUCCAAGUCUAUGAAUUCUGCAGCAUUUAGACACACAAAGGGCCAAAGAGGUAUUUCCUAACCCCUGCAAGAGGUCACACAGCAUUCGUAUGUUAUCCUGUCUGUGCUCUAAAGGUAUCUCAGGCAGCUGGAGUGAUGGGAUCAGCAUCUUGUUACAGAAAUCCAGUCCUGGACAAAAUUUCUCUCCUUUUUGAACAGGACGAACAGAUGAGAUCCUACGGGAGACCAUUUCACUGUCAGCCUAGAUAGUUAUAUAGAGCAAUAACAGCUAAGGAGAUUGCUAAAACCAGGCACCAGGUAGUCCCUGCAGCAGCUGUCUGAUGUCAGGUCACUUUUCCUUCCUGAGCUUCCCGCCUGUUUGCAUCUUUGCCAAAGUGCCUUGAGCAUGACCUCUGAGCUAUGUAGUAUUAAUCAGUGCAAGAGGGCAAGUUGAUUACAUUUUUAAAAUGCUGAAUCAACUUAAUUGUUUAUUCCUGCUAUAAAUGCUGCUUGUCAGGAAGUGUCAAUACCACCAAUGAAUGGAGUGAAUACAUUGAUAAGACACUUUGCAUGAUUUUUUUUAAAGUCACUUAUUUAAAGAGAAACAAUUAGUUCAUUUUGAAAAAGUCUUUCCACUGUGUGUUUCUUUAGAUAACUACAAAAACACCAGCAUGCCAGAUAAUGCAGUUGGUGAAUCCUGUAAUUCAUGGGAGUAGGACCAGGCCCCAAAAGGCCACCUAGGAAAUGCUUGCAGAACAGCAGCUAUCUGAAAGUUUGAUUUCUCCCUGUAUUGUGGCCUGUAAUUGAUCUCUUAAAACACACUUCAAAGGGUUUUUAAUAACAAAGUUCUGUUGCUUCAUAGGUAAGACUGAAGGUAACUUUAACUUGUGGGGGUUUUUAAUGGACUCAUGUAUCCCUUCUGGCAAUCACAAGAAAGGCUGAUUGCACUGAUGUUUUAUAAGUCAGAGCUUCUGACAAGGCAAAGUCUCUUUCUAAAAUCUGGGAUCUUCUGAGUUGCCCCCUUCCCUGUCAAAAAAAAAUAGCUGCAAAGAUAUGUUAUUUAUUAUUUCAAAGGGAGAGAGAAAGUGGCUCAAGGGAUCAGUCACUGUCCUGAGAACUGCAUAGACCUGGCUUCAGUUCCCAGCUUUGCCCCUCACCUGUGGGCUCUGGGCAAAAUAUUCCCUUUCUCUAGGCCUGUUUUCCCCCUCAGCUGUCUUUAACUCUUGCUGCAAGACUGUGAACAAUUUGGCUUUCUCUUGCUGCUGGUUUGUACAGCACCUGACACCAUGGGGCCCUGAUAAUGCAUUAGAGCAUUGGACUUUUUGCAUACAGCCAGGGAAGAAGACUUGAGAAGCAAUAAACAUGAAUAUAUGUGUAUCUGCAGUUCAAAGGUGCAACUGCUCUGUGCAUCUCUGUUACCUGGAUUACAGGUGAACUGGAGGUUGGCUAGCAGACAAGAGGCAAGAGACAGGUCUGCAGCCCGACCUUUUAUUGCUUAUACCCCAAAACUCAGACACUUAUCCCAGAGUCUGUUUGGCUACCCAUCACAGCACAACACAAGCUCUUACAUAUACUGGCCGGGGAGAGUCAAGAAGGGGAAGAGGAUGGGGCACAGACUAGCAGCAGGUCUUUUUGAACGUGUGGAGUUCCCCAAUUUUCCUCUGGUCUAUACCCUGUACUUGGAGAUGACUAAUAAACAUUCUCUGAUUGGUUUAA
This is a messenger RNA of Alligator mississippiensis (American alligator), 7403 nucleotides long. RefSeq names its product zinc finger protein 135. Gene Ontology annotation, biological process: regulation of DNA-templated transcription. The coding region runs from base 676 to 1719 and encodes 347 amino acids. The transcript is spliced from 5 exons. The record is from RefSeq and is a predicted model, not a curated record. Lineage: Eukaryota; Metazoa; Chordata; Crocodylia; Alligatoridae.